This is a messenger RNA of Neurospora tetraspora, 1770 nucleotides long. Its product is annotated as Alpha/Beta hydrolase protein. Bases 359 to 1642 code for a protein of 427 amino acids. NCBI's taxonomy places the organism in Eukaryota, Fungi, Ascomycota, Sordariomycetes, Sordariales, Sordariaceae. The record is from RefSeq and is a predicted model, not a curated record. Gene Ontology annotation, molecular function: epoxide hydrolase activity. The transcript has a single exon. Gene Ontology annotation, biological process: epoxide metabolic process.
CCGUCGUGGACCUCCGGCGAUAGCAUUAACCUCGAAAAGUGUAUAAGUCGAACGUCAAACCCACUCUUCUCACACCAUUUACACGAGUCAUCGACACUGCAACUUUGAGUGAGCCAGUGAGGGGAUUCUUAAGCUCCUAGUAUCCAUUAUAAAGACGUUGAUCCACAAAGGAAACUAGUCUCGCCCUAUCUCCACUACCGGGGGCAAUUCAGAAACUCGAUAUAAGCGCCAUCGGACGCUUUCUUUGCUGUUCGUGUGUUUCUCGUUCCUGGAUUAUCCCAGCUUUCCAUCUGUCCUACAACACCACACCUUUGUUUACUUUCUCCCAUUUCGGGUAACCAACAUCCACAUAAUCACAAUGGGCUCAAUCUCAACCACUUUCUCCACCCUGCCCUCGGGCGUCAAGGUGCAACCAGCCCCCUUCCGCAUUGACGUCUCCGACUCCGACCUCUCCCAGUUCCGCUCCCUCAUCCAGCAAGCCAUCAUUCCCCCAGAGCAAUUCUACAACAAGCACGCCAACCCUGCCACGGGCAAAUUUGGCAUCACACGCGACUGGCUGAUUCACGCCCGGGACUACUGGCUUAACACGUACGACUGGCGGGCCCAAGAAUCCUUCAUCAACUCCUUCCCCCAGUUUAAGCAAACCGUCGUCGGCCCUACAUCCGGCCAGACCUUCGACCUGCACUUCGCCGCCCUCUUUUCCCUCCGCGAAGAUGCCAUUCCCGUCAUCUUCAUGCACGGCUGGCCCGGCUCCUUCCUGGAGUUUGUCCCCAUGCUGGACAUCCUCCGCUCGCGCUACACCCCAGAAACCCUCCCCUACCACAUCAUCGUCCCCUCCAUCCCCGACUACGGCUACUCCACUCGUCCCAACGACUCCGCCCUCGAAGAGCUCACCACCGAAUUUGCGGCGGAGGCCAUGAACGAGCUCAUGCUCUCUCUCGGCUUCGGCAGCACCGGUUACGUCGCCCAAGGCGGCGACGUCGGCUACGCCCUCGCCCGCGCCAUGGCCAACAACCACCCGGCCUGCAAGGCUUCCCAUCUGAACAUGUUCAUGUUCACCCCUGAGCAAUUUGCCGCCUGCAAGGAAGAGCCCCUCACGGAGCGCGAAGAGCGUCUCAUGAGCGGCACCAACGCCUGGAUCAAGCAAGGCUCUGCGUACGCCUACGAGCACGGCACGCGCCCCGCUACCAUCGCCCUCACCCUCGGCACCAACCCCGUCGCUAUGCUCGCCUGGAUGGGCGAGAAGUUCAUCGAGUGGUCCGACAACCUACACAACAACCCCCUGUCGCUAGAAAAGAUCCUCGACGGCGUGUCGCUGUACUGGUUCAGUGGUUGCUUCCCCAGGACAAUGUGGAGUUAUCGCUCCCUGGUACCGGAAAUCGGCGCGACGGCCGUGGUGCAGGAGAGCGAGAGCGUGCAGAAGCCGUUUGGGUAUUCGGCUUUCCCUGUCGAGAUUGGGACCCUGCCGAAGACGUGGGGCAAGAAGUUGUUUGGGGAGAGAUUGGCUUACUAUAAGGAGCAUGAGGUUGGUGGACACUUUGCGGCGCUGCAGGAGCCGGAGAACUUUUUGGAUGAUAUGGAGGGGUUUUUGGCGUUUAUUGCGCCCAAGGUGGGGUUGGCUGGCCUUGGGAAGAGUGCUUGAGUUGGGUCCGGUCAUGAUGGGUGGGAAAUGGGAAUGAAGUAAUUGGCAUGUACACGAAAGAGAUGGAUGGGUUUUACUACCUUACUGUUUGUGCUUGGAUAUACCACUCAUUAUGCCAUGUUUCUGUA